Messenger RNA from Terrapene triunguis (Three-toed box turtle), 747 nucleotides. RefSeq names its product galactoside 2-alpha-L-fucosyltransferase 2-like. The record is from RefSeq and is a predicted model, not a curated record. Lineage: Eukaryota; Metazoa; Chordata; Testudines; Emydidae. Gene Ontology annotation, molecular function: galactoside 2-alpha-L-fucosyltransferase activity. Gene Ontology annotation, biological process: carbohydrate metabolic process. The annotation marks the transcript as partial. The transcript has a single exon. Gene Ontology annotation, cellular component: membrane.
GAGAUGCACCGGCAGCUGGCGCCGCUCUUCCGCAUCACCCUGCCCGUGGUCUCCAGCGACAUGGCCCGGAGCGUCCCGUGGAGGAACUACGGACUCAACGACUGGAUGUCGGAGGAGUACAGGCACAUCGAGGGGAAAUACGUCCGGCUGACGGGCUACCCCUGCUCCUGGACCUUCUACGACCACCUCCGGCAGGAGAUCCUCCAGGAAUUCUCCUUCCACGACCACAUCAAGGAGGAGGCCAACCGGUACCUGGCCGGGCUGCGCGGGCAGCGCCGGAACGUGACCUAUGUGGGCGUCCACGUCCGGAGGGGGGAUUACGUCCAGGUGAUGCCCCAGGUCUGGAAGGGGGUGGUGGCAGACAAGGCCUACCUGGAGAAGGCCAUGGGCUACUUCCGGGCCAAAUACCAGGAGCCUGUCUUCGUGGUGACCAGCAACGGGAUGGAGUGGUGCCGGGAGAACAUUGACGCCUCGCGGGGGGACGUGUAUUUCUCGGGGGACGGGAAGGAGUCAUCGCCGGGGAUGGACUUUGCUCUUUUGGCCCAUUGCAACCACACAAUCAUGACCAUCGGGACCUUCGGCAUCUGGGCCGGUUACCUGGCUGUGGGGGAGACCAUCUACUUGGCCAACUACACUCUGCCCGACUCCCCCUUCCUCAAGAUCUUGAAGCCUGCGGCCACCUUCCUCCCCAAGUGGAUUGGGAUCGACGCCGAUCUCUCCCCGCUGCGGAGUGGGACAUCUGACUAA